AUGCAGGACUCCAACAUUUGUGCUGUGUUUGCUGUACAAGGAGGAAAAGUGGGAAGAAAGCAUGGCAUAAAAAGGGGGAGGAGACCCAGCAUAAGAAGCCCAGUUCAGCAGGCCAGAGGACCCUGGAUCCAUGAGAGUAAGCAUCUGGCCUUCGCAAAGUAACAGAUAAACUUGGAGAUGCCCAACUCCAGAGCGACAACAGAGUGAGCCUGGGUCUGCAGCUCCACCUCAAGAAAAAAGAAGUGGGCAAGGUCCCUGACUCUUUCCACUGCUCCACUGAGCCCCCCACCAUCCUUGGUGCACUGUGAAGAUUGUUCUUGCCUGCCUGGCUGCCAUUCGGGUGACCUCUACAAUCUGGCCCCAGCAGAAAGAACUUGCUAGCAGCAUAUCAAUAGCAGAGAUGGAAGUCUGGUCAUAUGGUGCCCACAUCUAUCGAAGUAAACAUGCUGAUACCAGAUAUCCCUGGCUCUCUGUCUUCAAGGCACAUGGUAGAACUAUACUUCCUAGGUUUCUGUGUGGCUGGGUGGGUCACAUGACAAGUUCAGACAGAUGAAUUAUGAUUAGAAGCAUUUAAUUGUUAAUACAUAUUCUAGUGCUCUUUCCCUCUGCCAUCACAACUGACAAUGUUUCAGACAGUGACUUCUCCAACAGGCUGGUUCCAGAGUGAAAAUAGAGCCCAGUAGAGUCCGUAGCUGAUACAAUAUGGACAUGUAGGGUGAGUGAGAAAAUGCUUUUGUUGGGUUAAGCAUCUGAGGUUUGAUGGUUUGUUGCUACUGCAGCACAACCUUACCCAUCCUAACAAAUAUGAUUAUUAUUGACUAACCUGACAACAGAAGAGUCUUUCCACUUCUGCUGUGAUGAGGAACAGAGUUUUUUCCCUGUUAUAUCUUAAUAUUAGAUAGCAGCAGCCUCUGGAAAUAGUUCUUUCUCUACCACUUCUUACCCAUGUGGCAUAAAGCCAGCUACUAAACCUCUUCACUUUUCAGCUUUCCCUUUUAAAAGUGGGAGUAAAUAAGACCUUUCUCAUGGAGUUAUUGAUCAAAUGAAAUAAUUAAAUAACGAGUAUUUAAAUUUUAAAUUUAAAUGAAUAUUCAAAUGACAUAAUGCCUAUGAAGUACUUAUUUAGUCCAUAAUAUCCUCAGUAAACGGUAGUUAGCCUUACUAACACAAAGGAAAUGGACAAAGCCAUGCCAUUUUCCAAAGUAGUUUCUAGGACCAUAUUAUCUCUAAAAAUCCCAACUUUCUGCUGUAAAUUUGAACUAAUCCAGAACAGGCUAAUCCAUUGCAAUGGCCUAUUCAUCCUUCUUCUUAGAGUUUAGCUAUCAGUCAUCUUGUUGCUGAGAACAAAGCCAGCCUAGUUGUUUGUAAGCAAGCCUCUAGAGAGACAGAAACUGUCUUGUAUUUCUUUGAAUAUCCUCUACUGCCUCUUAACACUGUGCCUCGGCUAUAUUUCUGGAUCUUUAUUUAAUUGUUUUGAAUGCUUCUUAUGUUUAAUUUCUGCCAUAUCCAUUAGGAAAACAAUGUAAUCCUUCCUCCAACACCUAUGGUAUAAGCCUCCAUGACCAGGCAACAUUUGCCCCCAAGUUUAGAGAAUUUAGUUCUGUAAGGCUGGUUGACCCAUCUGACAGGAAUUCCUGCACCAAGUGGUCAGUCAGUGAAGAUCUCUUUCCACUGGUAACUUUAUCAAGAAAGUAAGAUACAAGACUGUAUGUAAAGUAUAUUAUCCUAUGUGAAAUCAAGGGACAGAAAAUAACUGGAAGGAAAUAUUCCAAAAUGUUAGCAGUAGUUUCUCCCGGAGAAUGUGAUGUAUACAUUUGGAUGGGUGAUAUAUAAAGUACUUUUCAUAGAUCUGGGCAAGAGAUAUUUUAGAGGGCUCCGCAUACCACAAUCACCCACAAAUAAAUGUAUUAAAGAGCACACAGAUGCCUUUAUCACUCAGGAUGUGGCACUCAGAGCUGGCCCAGCAUAGUCUAUAACACUUAACAUCACUCUCAUGACCACACUGCUCAGGUCCUAGGGAAGUGUGCCUCUGUAUCUCUUCCCUGUAUCCUUAAAAGAAAAGGUGACCUAAUUUGAAAGUUGAUAAAAAUCAGGGAUUAUGAUGAUGUUGCUUCAGAAUUCUUGGAGGAAGUAAGAGAAAAAUAGUGCUGGGUUAUGAGAAGAACAAAACUUACCAAAUUCCUCCCUGAAGAUAACAUAAAUGCAAUAGAUUCUUUUACAACAAAGUGUCAUGUCUCAAUAAUGCCAAGAAUCCUUUUUCGUGCUUCUCUUCUUGUUCACAUUCCUGGUUCCCAUGCUACUCAAUUAACAUAAUAUUCAGAAAAGUUGCAGAUGGUGAUUUAGGAACAUUUUGUAAUAUUAACAUUUCAUAUUACCCUUAAAUUUGCAUGCAUGCAUCAUAUGUGUAUCGUGGUACCAAUUCUUUAUAUUGGUAACUAGGUGGAUAUAGAACAUUUACAAUGUGAAUAGUGUUAUCUCUAUAAAAACAAGAUUUAAUUAAAAUGUUCAUAUAUGAAAUGAAAUUUUGGCAUAUAUUAAUUAUAACUUGGAUUUUACCUUUUAAAGUUAAUAGAUCAUUUUGAAUAUUUUAAAAGACUUUAAUAAACAUAUAAAAU
Molecule: messenger RNA, 2615 nt
Organism: Pan troglodytes (chimpanzee)
Lineage: Eukaryota; Metazoa; Chordata; Mammalia; Primates; Hominidae
Product: putative protein SEM1
Exons: 4
Source: RefSeq, a predicted model, not a curated record